Messenger RNA from Mya arenaria, 3858 nucleotides. RefSeq lists its product as uncharacterized. Lineage: Eukaryota; Metazoa; Mollusca; Bivalvia; Myida; Myidae. Gene Ontology annotation, biological process: response to oxidative stress. The transcript is spliced from 29 exons. Gene Ontology annotation, molecular function: peroxidase activity; heme binding. The record is from RefSeq and is a predicted model, not a curated record. The coding region runs from base 155 to 3712 and encodes 1185 amino acids.
UGGGACUUUAAACAAAUACACAGGUACCUGGUACUACCAUAAAAAGCUGCGUAUUACAGACCUAUGCGUCAUGGCCUGUUAUAUAUAGACAAGGUGCUCACAGCGCACUAACAGAAGACUAAUUUCGAUUUGGAAAUACUUGGCAACCAACACCAUGUACGUUAUACGGCUUCACGUGACGGUCGCGGUGUGGCUGGUCACCAUGGUACCGUUCGCCCGGGGCAACGCGUUCAUUGACGCCUACAACAAGGCUACAAAUACGAUCGCCAAUGAUGACACAAUUGUCGACAAAUAUUUUGACAACCAGGCGGACUUCUAUAUGCAGGCGAUGCACGAGAACGGACCGGCAUCGUCGACCAUAGCAGACGCCGCAAACUUCGUAAACCUUCUCGCCAUCUUCUUUAACGUACCGACAAUCGGACCCCUGAAUAAUUAUGACAAUUUCAAGACCCAACUGGAGACUGUUGUGGCUUCAAUCAACGGCACUUGUCCUCUCAAUACCAUUACAGAUAUUGAGGACUGUACCCAGGCGGACAAAGAGAGCCUCUGGCGACCCAUAAACGGCAUCUGUAGCAACCUUAAACAUCCGUGGUGGGGGACGCCAAAAAUGGCCCAACUAAGACUGGCACCGGCAUUCUGGGAAAAUGUUGGUUUGGUGGUGUUCGACCCUUUGUCCGUUCACCUGACUCCAGUGAACUCCCGGGGCGUUCAGCUGGUACCCAACGUUCCGCUUAUCUUUAAUCUACAGGGAACCAGCACAUUCACACUCGCAGUGACGAACCCGGGACUGGCAGAUCCAGUUUGUGAGAGAAUAAACGUACAGAAGGCGAAAGAGGGCAAUGUCGACGGCAUUAUUAUCAGUGUUACACCCAACAAAGAUGGGUGCAAAGUGGACUUUGAAGGGAAUCAUUACAUCGCUAGUGGGAAAAAUUGUAAAAAGGUCGACAUCUGCUACCAACCCUUAAAUGCGGCGAACUCAGCAACGCCAGGGCCAAUUUGUGAGAGGAAAAACGUGAAAAAAGAAAAUGAGGGCAAUGUCGACGGCAUUAUUAUAAGUGCUAUCACCAACCAGAAAGAUGGGUGCGUAGUGGACUUUGAAGGGAAUCAUUACAUCGCCAUUGGGCAAAAAUGUAAUCAGGCCGACAUCUGUUACCAACGCUUAUAUGUCGUGAUUGUGUUGGACCCCCGAGCAGGUGGAGAAAGUACAUUGACGGUUGGUGGCAACGUUGUGGACAGAUAUGAAAGUCCUGAGCAAAUGUUUGAUGCCACAGAUCUUCACACGUUUUGGAUUCGCAUUAAUAACGAUCGACUUCAGGUUGGUGCAGGUAGCGAGUAUGGCGAACGGACGGUGAUACUGGAGGGCAGGACGGACCCAAGCCUGACACAAGAUAUUCGAAAUACCAGGCAUACACUCUCAAUUUCAGCCAGUCAGGCCGGCUCGCUCACCGCCCAGUUUCCAGUCUACGACCGAAUCAUCCUUGAGACGGAACCAGAACGGCCUCAGUCGCUCGCCAGCCUCCCCUUCCUGUUUGAGAGUCUCGUUGUUAGGUUUGGCCUCCGCACCCCAGGAGCCAACAGUCGCCUGGACAACAAGCACGUGAUCGAAUUCCUAAACACGGAUACAGAUGAGAAAUUGACGGUGACGUUCCGCGCGACUCGUAUUUCUAAUGAGAUCAACAUUGAUGAAAUUGUUAUUCAAUUCCGACGCGGACUGGAAGUUUUGGUGGAGGAGAGGCAUUCGGAGACAGUGCCGCACGUGGACUUUAUGGACGGCAACGGGCACACACAUACAGAAUUCUCGGCAUUCUGGGUAUCAGCCAUCAGUAAUCGUGUGUACGCCGGAGCCGGAAACGAGGUUGGCAAGGAGGCGAUGACUGAGCUAUUUUUGUUACCGGAAGGGACAGACUUCUUCCAGCCGAAUGACGUCAUUGUCCGUUCCAUGGACGGUGACGUGUCGAAUCCCAAGCACGCGCAGUGGAUGUUCGAUCUGAAACAAUGGGCAACGCCGCGUAAGACGUCACUGACAGGGCGGCCACUACCGACAGCGCGUGACGUCAGCCUGGCGGUUCACACGAACAUUGGGGCUAGCACCACGUGGAGUGACAAUCUUACUAUGGCCGUCAUGCAGAUGGGUCAGUUCAUAGACCAUGACCUUAUUGCCACGCCCGCUGAGACAGGGGAGUCCGGCCACAUCAAUUGCCACUGUGUGAACGGUUCCUACGUUAAAACAGAAGAAACAGAGAGCCGGUUCUGUUUCAACAUCAACAUCACGGAGAAAACAGAUCCCAGCGGAGGACAGGGCGCGUUUCCCUCGAACAAAUUCGAUUGUUUUUCGUUCAUCCGUUCGUCCGCAACCCUCGAGUGCAACGCAGAUAACAAGCUGCGAGACCUUCGUAACCGCGAGCAGCUGAACCUGCUGACGGCGUAUGUGGAUGGCUCCAACAUCUACGGCUCCGAGCAGACUGAGGCAGACGAUCUCCGUGCUCAUGACGGGCACUUGCGAGGUUUUCUUGCUACGAGCGAUGGCCCGAUCCAUCCGGAGUUGCCGAUCUCGACCGCGGCCGGGGAAGGGGAGGCGGCCUGUAACAAUGAUGGAGAUGAUAACUUCCCCUGUCACCAAGCGGGUGACUUCCGCGUGAACGAGCAGCCCGGCCUGGCGAGCAUGCACACCCUUUGGGUCCGCGAACACAAUCGCGUCGCCGGGGAGCUCGUACAGAACCACGGAUACCAGGACGACACGGAGGCGUCCAGUAACGAGCUUCACCAUGCCGCACGACGCAUCGUCAUCGCCGAGUACCAGAAUAUUGUGUACAACGGAUACCUUCGCUCUUUCAUGGACGCGAAAAUCUUCGAUGAUUUUAAACUGAAUUCUUGCAUGGAUGGGUCUUGUUCCUACGACGACUCCCUUAACCCGUCCAUCACCAAUGAGUGGGGCAUAGCUAACAGGAUGGGUCACACGUGGAUCAAUAACCAUAUGGUUGGGGAAGUGGCGGCGACUACCCCUGGCUGGGAGCUGAAAGACAACUUCUUCAAGCCUACACGACUCCAUGUAAACGGAUCAGAUAUCUUUAUUACGAACCUCUUCAGCUCCAGGUGUCCCGAGUCCGACAGGACGAUAGAGACUGCCGUCACAGAGAACCUAUUCCGUAGCGACGUGAGAAACGCCUUUGACCUGGCGGCCCUGAACAUCCAGCGUGGGCGUGACCAUGGCGUCUCAUACUGCGCCACGCGGAAGGCGCUCGGCCUCAAGGUGCCGGCGACCUUCCAGGAAGCGGAGAACAUGCAGCUCUUCUCAAGGGAAACGAUCGCCUUGCUGGAAAGUUGUUACGACAACAUUUGCGACAUCGACCUGUUUACGGCGAUAGUGGCGGAACGUCCGUUGCGCACCAGGACCAACCUCCCCAUAAAGUCUGACUCCCCGAUCGCUGAAACGCUUAACCACAUCCAGGGGGACAUGUAUAGGAAACUGAAACUCGGAGAUCGGUUCUGGUAUGAGUUUCAACGUGCUGGCUUGAAUGGCGAUCAAAAGAGGGCAAUAGGCCGGGUUACCAUGUCAACCAUUAUCUGUGAUAAUGUGCUCACAGAGGGCGGCGAUAUUCAGCCUGACGCCUUCCUUGUUGAGGGGACAGGAAAUGAGAAAGUAAAUUGCAACGCUAUACCAAAACUUGACCUUGGCCUUUUCCGGAAGCAACCGUUACCGAGUUCGAGGUGAGAUGGAUCACCUGUUGGAUCUGCGAGUUGGCCUGGAUAAGAAGCAAUGACAUUGAGAAAAAAAGGGGAAUUCUGUUUCAUUUUUAAUCUUACAUGCAAUAAACGAUAUAAUAUUGUUGAACUCACAAAUAAAGUUUGUAAUCAUUA